AUGCUUAACCUUCCCACGACAUUUCUUUUCUCUGGUGGUGGAAGUGGUGUUCUACAAGGAACUACUUGUGAGGCCAUCUUGUGCACACUAACCGCGGCGAGGGACCAAAUGAUAGACAAAAUUGGGAGAGAAAACAUAGGGAAGCCUGUUGUUUAUGGAUCUGAUCAAACCCAUUCUGCUGCAUUUGGGUUAUCUCCCGAUUCACUAAGGUCAGCAAUUCAAUCAGAUAUCAAAUCUGGGUUAAUUCCAUUUUUUUCCUGUGCCACUAUAGGGGCUACUUCAUCCAAUGCGGUUGAUCCAUUGGGGCCAUUAUGUGAUGUAGCAAAAGAUUAUAAUAUAUGGGUUCAUAUUGAUGCUGCAUAUGCAGGAAGUGCAAUUAUUUGCCCAGAGUUUCGCCAUUUUCUUCGUGGUAUUGAGGGUGCUCACUCAUGUAGCCUCAAUGCACAUAAAUGGUUCUUCACCACUUUGGAUUGUUGUCGUCUUUGGGUAAAGGAACCAAGUGCCCUAAUCAAAGCUCUCUCAAAUGAUCCGGAGUAUUUGAAGAACAAGGCUUCUGAUUCAAAACAAGUGGUGGACUACAAAGACUAG
Molecule: messenger RNA, 588 nt
Organism: Ilex paraguariensis (yerba mate)
Lineage: Eukaryota; Viridiplantae; Streptophyta; Magnoliopsida; Aquifoliales; Aquifoliaceae
Source: the annotation of a GenBank genome assembly